GCCCGCGUGCCCGCUCCCAAGAUGGCGGCGGCGCUGUCCGGCGCGCUCGGCCGCGCGGGUUGGAGGCUGCUGUCGCUGCGGUGCCUGCCCGUGUCCCGCUGCCAGCCGGCCCUGGGGCGCCAGGCCUUCCACGCUUCAGCUCUGCAGCUCAGAUCUGCCAAUGAGCAGAAGCAGCCACCACCCCACAACUUUUCUCAGCAACAUUCUGAGACACAGGGGGCCGAAGAACCCAAUCCGGCAUCAUCUCGCCCACCCCCCAGGUACACAGAUCAGGGUGGCGAGGAAGAGGAGGACUACGAGAGUGAGGAGCAGCUGCAGCAGCGCAUCCUGACAGCAGCCCUGGAGUUCGUGCCCACCCACGGGUGGACAGCAGAAGCCAUUGCGGAAGGAGCCCAGUCUCUGGGGCUCUCCAGGGCAGCCGCUGGCAUGUUUGGGAGUGAUGGCGGUGAGCUGAUACUGCAUUUUGUGACCCAGUGCAACUCGGAGCUCAGGCGGCUGCUGGAGGAGGAGCAGAAGCUGAUACAGCUGGGCCAAACAGAGAAGAAGAAGACAGACCAGUUUCUGAGGGACACUGUGGAGACCCGGCUGAGGAUGCUGAUCCCCUACAUUGAGCACUGGCCUCGGGCUCUCAGCAUCCUCUUGCUGCCACACAACAUCCCGCCAGGCCUACGCCUGCUCACCAGCAUGGUGGACGACAUGUGGUACUACGCCGGCGACCAGUCCACUGACUUUAACUGGUAUACACGGCGGGCCGUGCUGGCUGGCAUCUACAACACCACCGAGCUGGUGAUGAUGCAGGACUCGUCCCCAGACUUCCAGGACACUUGGCGCUUCCUGGAGAACCGGAUCAACGACGCCAUGAACAUGGGCCACACCGCCAAGCAGGUCAAGUCCACGGGCGAGGCGCUGGUGCAGGGACUCAUGGGCGCAGCAGUGACGCUCAAGAACUUGUCGGGCCUCAACCAGCGCCGCUGAGCAGGACCGGCGGUGUGCGUGCGCAGAAGUGAGCCCCGGAGGAUUCACGAGAAGGGGCUUUGGAAAGCACGUGGUGCCCCCCACGGAAAAGGGGAACACCGGCCUCCUCCACCACUGCCCCUGAACACCCCUGGGCAGCUGCUGAGACGCUGAACUGGGACUGGGCCCCUUCUACAAUCCAAACGCCAGGCCCGGCCCUCUCUUGCCUUACAGCCUUUCAGUUGUGCCACGGAAAACGCCUUCAGUGACAGAACCCGACAGGACCCUGACACCUCCUUCAUGUCUGAACCCUCCUAGGAAGACUCUGGGGCUCCUCAUGCCCAGCACAGCAGAGGCUCACUUCACUGGCUUUCUGGGGACCCUCGCCUCUCCCACGUCUUGAAAGACUGCCCGGGCACCCCAGCCCAGCCCCGAGAGUCCGGCACAGGUGCUCAGCCAGCAGAGGAGGUUCCUGGAUGCUCAGUCCAUUCUGCUGGCAUUGCCGGAUUAUUGGGCGACCUGGACUCAGUCAGGGUAAUAAACACUUACAGCCA
Sorex fumeus (smoky shrew) is the source of this 1508-nucleotide messenger RNA. RefSeq names its product coenzyme Q9 (gene COQ9). The record is from RefSeq and is a predicted model, not a curated record. Lineage: Eukaryota; Metazoa; Chordata; Mammalia; Eulipotyphla; Soricidae. The coding region runs from base 22 to 975 and encodes 317 amino acids. The transcript has 9 exons. Gene Ontology annotation, cellular component: mitochondrial inner membrane. Gene Ontology annotation, molecular function: lipid binding. Gene Ontology annotation, biological process: ubiquinone biosynthetic process.